AUGAAGUUCUCCACCGCCUCUAUCUUCAUCGCCGCUCUCGGCGCCUCUGCUCACCCCAGCGGCCACGCCCACAAGCGCGCCCACGACUCCAUCGAGGCCCGCGGCGACUUUGUCGUUGCCAACAAGCCUGCUGAGCCCAGCACUCCCGUCGUCUCUCCCACUCCUGCGCCUGCUGUCCCUACUGCUUCGCCUUCCGCUCCCGCUGCUCCUCCUGCUGAGAAGGCUGCCAGCUCUGCUGCCGGUGUGGGCUCUGGCCCUUCCACCUACACUCCCUUCUGCGGUGGUAACAGCAAGCGUGCUACCGCCCAGGAGAUCGCCUACAAGGGCAAUGUCGGCGCCGGCGGCUCUUACGGAUGCAACCUGAUGCCUGUUAAGAGCAACCUCCUCGACCAGUACCAGUACACCGUGGUUUUCACCAACGCCGGCGAGGACUCCAAGUGCGAUUGCUGGAACAAGAUCGGAGCCGAUGGUUUAAUUGACGGUUUUUUCAGCGGUCACCAGGCUCUGACAUUCGACCUUCCCGCCGGUGGCAAGCAGGUCCUCGCUGUCGACUCCAACUCUCAGAUUGGCUGUGCCUGCGGCAAAAACGGCGCCGAGCUGACCAACAUCGGCCAAUUCGCUUCUACCUGGCUCGAGGCUGAUUUUGGUAACCUGUCCAACGGUGGCUGGUCCGGUGUCGACGUCUCUUCCAUCGUUGCCGCUGCUAACCACAUGGAUAUUCCCGGCAUGAAGGCCUGCGGUACCGGCGAGUAUGCCGACGUUUGCUCCAUCAUCUGGCCCGGCGGCAAGGGUGACAACGCCUUCGUUGGCGGCACCGAGGCUCUCGAUGGCCUUGGUCUCAACAUCAAGCCCGGCAAGGCUUCCGUCAACGUUAUCGUCAACUUCUUAGGAUAA
Messenger RNA from Trichoderma aggressivum f. europaeum, 894 nucleotides. RefSeq lists its product as uncharacterized. Lineage: Eukaryota; Fungi; Ascomycota; Sordariomycetes; Hypocreales; Hypocreaceae. Gene Ontology annotation, cellular component: extracellular region. The record is from RefSeq and is a predicted model, not a curated record. The transcript has a single exon. The coding region runs from base 1 to 894 and encodes 297 amino acids. Gene Ontology annotation, molecular function: IgE binding.